This is a messenger RNA of Thyridium curvatum, 1161 nucleotides long. RefSeq lists its product as uncharacterized. The transcript is spliced from 2 exons. Bases 1 to 1161 code for a protein of 386 amino acids. NCBI's taxonomy places the organism in Eukaryota, Fungi, Ascomycota, Sordariomycetes, Thyridiales, Thyridiaceae. The record is from RefSeq and is a predicted model, not a curated record. Gene Ontology annotation, biological process: protein phosphorylation. Gene Ontology annotation, molecular function: ATP binding; protein kinase activity.
AUGUCGCCUCAAAGAUAUCAGUGGCCCGAUGACCUUGACAAUGUCGAAGAUGUUGAAAGAUAUCACAAGGGUGGUUUUCUUCCUGUCCACAUUGGAGACGUCAUUGAGAAAAUAUAUAGAAUCCUCCAUAAGCUUGGCUGUGGGGGAUUCUCGACAGUAUGGCUAGCAAGGAGCACGAUUGAUGAGAAGCUCUAUGCACUCAAGAUCCUGGCCGCAGAUGCACCGCAGACAGAACUGGAGACACUACUUUACCUGAUGAACUCUCAGGGUACACAUGCAAGUGUAUUGUCCCUACAUGGUCACUUCAAAAUUUCUGGCCCUUACGGUUCCCACUGCUGUCUGGUGUUACCGGUCUUAGGACCAAGUCUCAAGCAUCUGCGUCGGACAGAGCUACCACCGCCUUUCGUCCGACACGCCUCACGUCACUUAGGCGAAGGGCUUUCAUUUAUUCACAAAGCAGGGGUUUGCCAUGGUGACCUGACUCACAACAACGUGCUUUUUGCUUUGCACGAUGUCGCCAACUGGACUGAUUCAGAGGUAUAUCGUUACCUAGGAGCUCCAAGGAAAACCCAGUUGCUGCGCAUGGAUGGUUCACCCGCGGCGGCUCCAAGAGAAGUCGUGGGAGGGAUCAACUUCAGGGGCUUAGAUCCUAAGCUGCUUUCGGGCCAGGCUUGUAUUGUCGAUUUCGGGCUGUCUUUCCGAAGCAGUAAUCCGCCAUCCGAGAUUCCUGGUAUUCCCCGGUCAUUCCUCGCCCCAGAACUCUGCUUUGGAUACCUAGAGUCACAAGCAAGUGACGUCUGGAGCCUAGGAUGUGUCAUUUUCGAACUUCAUAGCUCUCGAGCUCUCUUUCCUCUUAUUUUCGACCAGCUGGAUCUUCUGAUCGGAACUAUCGUUGAUACAUUGGGCAAUCUUCCAGACCAAUGGGAAGGCCAAUUUGUCAAUCAGGCGGACCGCCGUUUGAAACCCGGGCAGAAAGACUUCUGGUAUGAUCCAAGUUUCACUCCCGGAAGAGCCCUGGAAAAGCAGAUCAAGGACAAAUGCCCGCAAAUCUCGGAGGAGCAGAGAGAUGUGCUGCUGCGACUAUUGAGAGGGGUGCUCUCGAUAGACCCUGUCCACCGGCUCAGCGCAGCGGACAUGGUCAGUCAUCCCUAUCUACAAUAG